AUGUUAAAAUGGGCAAUCGAACAAAUACAAUCAAACCAAAAGGUUAGACAAUUACUAGAACCAUUGUUAAUGGCAUUUAAAGAUGGAGUCAAAGAUGAACAACAAGUAAAGAAUCGUGAUGAAAUCAUUGAUUAUAUACUAUUUCAAUUGUUUCCUAGUCGUCAACAUGUAUUGACAGAAUUUGCAUGCAGUAUUUCGGUUCAAUCAUUAAAACUAAGAGCUAAAAUGUACCAAUACAUCACAGAGAGGAUACCAUCCUUUCAAAAGACCAAAUCACAUUUAAAAAUAUUAAUCAUCGAUGCAGUUAGAUAUGGACAUUUAGAUCUUUUAAAAACCAUCCAACAAAAGAAUGGUAACAGUCUUUUCAAUUUUGAAGAUUUGUACAACGACGCUACAUCAACUGGAAACUUGGAAAUACUCAAAUAUCUACUCGAAUUAAAUCCACAAAACGAAAAUGGAAGAAUACUAUUGACAAUAUUAAACAAUGCAGUUGAUAAUCGUCAUCUUCAUAUUAUUGAAUACCACAUUCAAAAUCAUAAUCUACAACUUCCAUUUUCUACAAUUCAAAAGGCAAUUGAUAAAGGAAAUAUAGAUAUUUUAAAAUGUUUAUUGAAAAGUCAAAAUAGAGGAUGUACAAUUGAAAGUGUUUUCAACACUAUUAGCCGAAAUCGUACUGAUUUAUUCAAUGUAUUGGUUGAUUAUAUACCAACGUUUCAAGAUCAAUUCAAUCUUGAAGAGAUUAUUGAAAUGUCAUUGAUUAAUAAUAGAUGGCAAGUAUUGGAAAUUGUAAAGACUAAAUUUGGUGUUGGUCUUUCAUCAAAUUUGUCAAAUGUAAUAUUAGGAGAUACUAGUACACUCAAAUACUUGUAUCAUAAUAGAAUAGAUGAUUCUUCAUUGGAACAUUUAUUAGUAUCAAGUGCAAUUCCAAUGGAAUCAAUAGAGUCGAUUGAAAUGAUUGAUGCAGAGCACCCAAACAUACUCAAAAGCCUUAAAGUGUUUAAUAUUAAUGAAUUAAAGCCAUCUAUGCAAACCAUUCAAUACCUGUUGUCUAGAAUGGAUAAACCAAAAUACAAAACACUCUUUAAAAAAGCCAUUUCAAUUGGUCGAUUGGAUGUGGCAGAUUACCUAUACCAAAAGCUACCACUCAGUCACCUGGGAACCGACCAUAUCUAUCAAAAGAAAGUUUUAUGUCAAUUGGUACAAUUGUCGAGAUUUGUCAGUGACCAAAAAUGUCUACAGACACUCAAAUGGGUGUUCGAACGCUUUGACCAUAGCCAACCAACAGUUGGCAUGCGUCUAAAAGAAAACAAAAACAUGCUCCAAGAAGUUUUUGAGCAUGCGGUUGCCCAUCGCAAUCUACCAAUCAUUCAAUAUAUAUGGGAUACAUUUGGUGGUGACAGUACAUCGAUUGUAAAAGUGAAUGGUUACAUGAUACCAUCAACAGUCAGUAGAUCAGAUUCUAAUCUAAAGUGGCUCUUUAUGCAUUUCGAUUCAAUUCCUUCAUCAUCAUACUCGAUUGGUCAAUUUGGAAUUGAUUUCAAAGAAGCUGCUCGUCUAGGUCAUUUAUCAACUAUCAAAUGGCUUGUAGAGAAUGAUUACCACAAUCGUUUCCUCUCUUCAAAAUUUGAACAACAGUCUCUUGACCUAACAAACAAAUUAGUCCUUGAAACCUCAAGAUAUCUCUUUGAGAAUGGUGUCAUUGAUGCUCCAUCAUCUCUCAAUCAAUCAUUGAUUACACUUUCAAAAAAUUUGAUGCUGAAUCGAUCCAUUGACGAAAUAUUACUCUUUCAUGACAUGGGCAUCCCUCUUUUACCUCUCUCUUGUUUUCAUUCUGGAUCGUCGAUUGAACAUUCUAGUGUUGUUCGAUUAAUUUAUUUUAGUGAUCCAACCAUUCAAAUGGAUUUGUGUUCAGUAGGUGAGUACUACUCCCUAGAUAUUAAUAUUGCAAAGAUAGAUACAAUAAUGAUUAAUAAUAAUAGUAGUAGAGAAGAGUUAUUUUCAAGAUUGUUUAGAAAUGUGAUUAUUAGAAGAUAUGGGCAACUAAAAGAUAAUAUUGAUCAGUUGUCAAGAUACGGAUAUAUUGAUCAAAUUAAAAAGGUGGUUGAAUAUCAAGAACAAGUGGUCUAUUCAAAGUAUCGUUGGGCUAGUGAUAAAGAUAGAGAUAUACCAUAUACUCCUCAUUUGGUGACUGUUAUCAAAUGUGUAGUUAGAGAUGGAUACUUUGACUAUAUUCAAGAGAUUUGGAAUAGGUUGUCAUCUAGAUUACCAGAAGUAUCUCAUGCAAUCAUACGGUAUGCUGUAUACUAUAAUCAAUUUAAAAUAUUCAAAUGGGCAGCUGAUCAAGCAAAAGAUAAAGUAAAUGAUACCUUGUUCAAAGCUAUCAAAGAUGGUAUUAAAGACGAGAAACACCUAAAGAAUCGAGAUGAAAUCAUUGACUAUCUACCAUUUGAAACGUUUCCAAAUGUCUUUGAUACCUGGCCAACCAAAGUCACAUUGCAGUCAUCUAAUCUACAAGCUAGAGUGUAUCGAUACCUCGCUUCAAAUUUAUCAUCCUCUCAACCAAAUUUAAAGACAUUGCUGGAGAAACAUUUGAGAAAUUUAUUAGUCAGCAUAGUUCGAUAUGGAGAUAUAGAUCUUUUCAAAACUAUUCAACAAAAUCAAGGUAAAGGUCUAUUCAAUUUUGAACAUUUAAUGUGUGAAGCUACGUCAUCUGGAAACUUGGAGAUGCUCAAACAUUUAAUUCAAACAAACCCAUCAAAGGAUAAAAUACCAUCGUCUGUAUUGGAUAAAGCAGUUGAUAAAGGUCACCUCCAUAUUGUAAAAUUCAUAACCAAUCACGGAUCACAUUGUACUCUAGAUACAAUUCAAAUAGCAAUUGAAAAUGGAAAUAUAGAUAUUUUAGUCUAUUUACUUCAAAGUGAAAAUGAAGGAUGCUCAUUUCAAAGUGUUUGCCAUAUAAUUGAUGAAAAUCGUACCGAUUUAUUCAAAGCACUGGUUGACUAUUUACCACUAAAAUACCAAAGUAUAUUCAAUGAAAAAGAUAUAGUCAAAAGGGCAUUACUAAAAGGUAGAUUGGAGGUAUUAGAGAUUAUCAAAAUGAAAUUUGGAGUUGGUUUACCACGCAUAUUGACAGGAAACCAUACCAAUAAUAAUAUUCUUCAAUAUGUAUAUCAGAAUAGAAUAGAUGAUUCAUCAGUUGAACACUUAUUAAUAUCAAAUGCAAUUCCAAUGGACUUGCUAGAGUCGAUUAAAAUGAUUGAUGCAGAUCAUCCACACCUACUUAAAAAAUUCAAUAUCAAAUGGUCGGUUGGAUUUGGCAAAAUAUCUAUUCCCUUUUAUUCAAAUGACACAAUCUUUAACCAAGGGCAAACAUUAUCAGAUUUAAUAAGGUCUACCAAACAAACCAACGACAAUGUUUGUGUAGAGAUAUUUGAAUGGCUUACACAGCGCUUUACAAACGACAUUUUACAAAGAAAAGAACAGCUUCAAUUAGUAUUUGAAUCAACAUCCUCAUAUCGCAGUCUGACAGUGAUUCAAUAUCUUCGAGGCAAAUUCCAAGGCACAGUACAAGUAACUAGUAGAAUGAUUUCAUUGUCAAUAAAUGCCAAAAGACCAAGUCAUCUAAUAUGGCUAUUUUCUCAAAUCAAUCUCAAUGUCUAUCUCUGUCAACCCCAAUUUAAAAAAGAUUUCAAUCAGAUGGCUCAAUUGGGUUAUUUGGAGGCUCUCAAGUGGAUUGUUGAAAAUGGACACCACCAAUCUAUCUCAAAGACAGAUGAAAUAUCUCUUUACUUUACCCACGAAUCAGCACGUAAAACCACAAGAUACCUAUUUGAGAAUGGUUUUAAGAUUAAAAAUUCUCAAGUCCCUAAAAAGUUUAUUCGCUAUUCUAUCGAUUUGGAUCCAGACCUCUUUCUACUCCUCAUUGACAUGGGAAUACCUCUUUUUCCUUUGAUUGGAGGUUUCCAAUUCUCAUUGGAACAAGCUUGUAUUGUUCGAUUACUUUAUUAUAACAAUCAAAUAACAGAUGAUAAUAUGAAUAUUUAUCGAGAUAAUAUUAAAAACAACAAUCAAUUCCCCAUAGAUUUAUUGUCUUCUUUUAAAAGUGGAUUUAUUGUCAGUUCGCAAUCAACUCAAAACUGA
This is a messenger RNA of Cavenderia fasciculata, 4140 nucleotides long. RefSeq lists its product as uncharacterized. The transcript has 6 exons. The record is from RefSeq and is a predicted model, not a curated record. Gene Ontology annotation, molecular function: protein binding. NCBI's taxonomy places the organism in Eukaryota, Evosea, Eumycetozoa, Acytosteliales, Cavenderiaceae. The coding region runs from base 1 to 4140 and encodes 1379 amino acids.